Messenger RNA from Siniperca chuatsi (mandarin fish), 1343 nucleotides. RefSeq names its product gap junction beta-3 protein-like. The coding region runs from base 233 to 964 and encodes 243 amino acids. NCBI's taxonomy places the organism in Eukaryota, Metazoa, Chordata, Actinopteri, Centrarchiformes, Sinipercidae. The record is from RefSeq and is a predicted model, not a curated record. Gene Ontology annotation, biological process: cell communication. The transcript has 2 exons. Gene Ontology annotation, cellular component: connexin complex.
AAGUGGCCACACCUCCAGAUUAUGACCAAGAGUAGAGCCUUGUACGCAGUCAGUAUCAGAGACCCACUGCAGGAGAGAGGUUUCCCAUAGUCUGUUUCCCAGACAGGGGACACGAUGGACUGAGUGGAAGACCUGUUUUCUUCUGCUCCCCAUUUUAUAAAGUUUCCCCUCUGCGACAUUUUAAGACUUCUAAAGACUCACAGGUCACAGGAAGCCAGUCAAAGCUGAACUCAUGGAUUGGAAGUUUCUCCAGGGUCUUCUCAGUGGAGUCAACAAGUACUCCACUGCCUUCGGGCGUAUCUGGCUGUCAGUGGUCUUCGUCUUCCGGGUGUUGGUCUUUGUGGUGGCCGCAGAGCGGGUCUGGAGCGAUGACCAGGGACACUUCGACUGCAACACCCGCCAACCGGGUUGCACCAACAUCUGCUACGAUUACUACUUCCCCGUCUCCCACAUUCGCCUCUGGGCUCUCCAGCUCAUCUUCGUCACUUGCCCUUCCUUCAUGGUAGUGCUGCACGUGGCCUACAGGGAUGAGCGGGAACGCAAGUACCGAGCCAAGCACGGCGAGGACACUCGGCUGUACGACAACACAGGCCAAAAGCACGGCGGUCUGUGGUGGACUUACCUCAUGAGCCUCUUCAUCAAGACCACCUUCGAGAUCACUUUUCUCUACUUGCUCCACUACAUCUACGACAGCUUCAAACUGCCCAGGAAGGUCCAAUGUGAUGUCAAGCCCUGUCCUAAUUUGGUGGACUGCUACAUAUCCCGGCCCACUGAGAAGACCGUUUUCACCUACUUCAUGGUGGGGGCGUCCGUUGUGUGUGUGGUGCUCAACAUCUGUGAGAUUUUCUAUCUGAUUGCUACCCGGGUGGUGAAUCUCAAACAUCGAGGCAGUGUCCACACCUCGUCUAGAAAGGUCCACCCUGACACGGACUGUGCUGGCUGCAAGUCAUCUCUCACAUCAUAGCUGGAGACCCAGUGUAGGGAAUCAAUAUUUCUUCAUAUGCCUCUAAUUAAUUUACUAUAGGGUGAUCCUUUUUCCCCUUGAGGUUAUUUUCAUUUAAAAAGCAAUUUUAUAUCACAUUUUAUGUGUAAUAUAAAUACAUUGUAUUUUGACCCAAACAAUCCUGUGCUCUGUAAUGAUAUAUUUAUUAUAAGUGUAAUAAAUAUUUCAGAAUUCUGGCCGCUGUACAUCAUGAAGUAACUGAUCAUUAUUAAAGGAACUGGGCUGCUCAUAUUUGCGACCACUGUCACCAUGACAAUGACUGAAACUGACAUUAUUUCUUUUUGCAUUCCCUAAAAAAAGACUGUCAAAGCACUGAAAAUAAAGGGUUUUUUCAACUCUG